This is a messenger RNA of Cornus florida, 3064 nucleotides long. RefSeq names its product eukaryotic translation initiation factor-like. Gene Ontology annotation, cellular component: eukaryotic translation initiation factor 4F complex. The record is from RefSeq and is a predicted model, not a curated record. The transcript has 9 exons. Lineage: Eukaryota; Viridiplantae; Streptophyta; Magnoliopsida; Cornales; Cornaceae. Gene Ontology annotation, molecular function: protein binding; mRNA binding; translation initiation factor activity. Bases 290 to 2635 code for a protein of 781 amino acids.
GAAAAAUCUACGCUCACCACCAAAAAGGGUUUUUCUCUUCUUUAGCCACGCAAACUCUCUCUUCCCUACUUUGUUUGCUCUUCGGAAAGAGAGAGAGCUCCAAAAACUCUUCUUUCUGCUCCACCUCCUAUCUUUGGCCCCCUCCCCAUUACUCUCUCUCUCCGAAUACUUUCUCUCUCCCUAUACGCCGAAUCCAUCAGAUUCAGCGUGUUGGAAUCGCUAUUUUUCUUCUGCAUCUUCUUUUGAUUUUACUGCGGCGAUUGACUCUCGAGACCGAAGAGAUUGCGGUAUGCAGGCUGAUCAGACGGUGUUGAGCUUGAGACCUGGUGGUGGCAAUCGAGGAAGCAGACCACUUGCCUCUCGCUUCGACUCUUCUUCCCCAUCCUCUGAUCUUCCGGUUCUUCGUCCUCAUGGCGGUGCUCCUCUUUCUCUCUCUAUCAAGACUGGAGAUUCCCGAUUUGAGGGCCGUGAACGUGUUCGGUACGCCCGAGAUUUGCUGUUACAACUUCGGGAGGCUGUUAACAUCCCUGAAGAUAUUCUGAAAAUCAAACAAGAAGUUGAAGUUGAAUUUUUUGGUGAGGAUCAAAAUUGGGGACGUGGAGAAAGCAAUCUGCAAAAUCAAUCUCCAAAUCGUUAUUCUGAGCCAAACAAUCGUGACUGGCGUGGUCGAUCUGCACAAUUUCCUAGCUCUGGAGGGGAGAGGUCCUGGUUUGAGUCUAAGCAGCAGGACGCAAAUCAAUAUAUUCGCCAAGACCAACUCAAUUCGCAGUUUGCAAGGGCACAUAUCUCUCCUAAUCAAGGGGUAAGCCCGUCUCCUGCUUUAAUCAAGGCUGAGGUGCCAUGGUCAGCUCGAAGAGGAAAUCUCUCUGAGAAUGAACGCGUCUUGAAGACAGUAAAAGGGAUACUGAACAAGCUGACUCCAGAGAAGUUCGAUCUUCUCAAGGGUAAAUUGAUUGACUCAGGGAUCACAACAGCUGACAUUUUAAAGGGAGUUAUCUCCUUAAUAUUUGAUAAGGCUGUGCUAGAACCCACAUUUUGUCCCAUGUAUGCUCUCUUGUGUUAUGAUCUCAAUGUGAAGCUUCCGCCAUUCCCAUCUGAUGAACCGGGUGGAAAAGAAAUCACGUUUAAGCGAAUCCUCCUGGAUAAUUGCCAGGAGGCUUUUGAGGGUGCUGACAACCUGAAGGCAGAACUAAGGGAGAUGACUGCCCCUGAGCAAGUGUUGGAACGUAGAGAUAAAGAAAGAAUGGUCAAGCUUCGCACUCUUGGAAACAUCCGUCUAAUUGGAGAGCUUUUGAAGCAGAAGAUGGUGCCCGAAAAGAUUGUUCAUCACAUUGUUCAGGUGCUUUUGGGGCAUGACAGUAAGACUUGUCCUGAGGAGGAAAAUGUUGAGGCAAUUUGUCAGUUCUUCAAUACUAUUGGCAAGCAGCUUGAUGAGAACCAAAAGUCACGGCGUAUGAAUGAUAUGUAUUUCAACCGAUUGAAGGAAUUGUCAACGAACCCCCAGCUAGCUCCACGAUUAAGGUUCAUGAUUCGUGAUGUUCUCGAUCGACGUGUUAAUAAGUGGGUUCCCAGGCGUGAAGAGGUGAAAGCCAAAACCAUUACUGAAAUCCAUUCAGAGGCGGAAAAGAAUCUGGGAUUGCGUCCAGGUGCUACUGCAAGCAUUAGAAAUAGUCGUGGCAGUGUUUCUGGGGCUCAAGGGAAUAUCAGUCCUGGUGGCUUCCCCAUCAACCGGCCUGGCUCUGGGGGCAUGAUGCCUGGAAUGCCGGGAACCAGGAGGAUGCCUGGGAUGCCUGGAAUCAAUAAUGACAAUUGGGAGGUUCCGAGCUCACGGUCAAUGCCAAGGGGGGAUGGAUUAAGUAUGCAGCCUACUGGACAUGUUCAGCCCCCAUUGAUUGGCAAGCCACCAUCAUUGCACUCUAGAAUUCUACCUCAGGGUAGUGGUGGUCUGGUAAGUGGCACAACUAGUGCCCUAUUGCAAGGGAGUGGUGCCCCUCCUGCACGCCAGCCCAACUUUGGUUUUGGUAUGGAUCAUGCACCUGAAAACCGUACUCCUGCUAGAGCUGUUCCCAAUGCAGCUGUGCUCUCAGUUGCUGAGAAACCACAGGCUCCUGCUGCUAGUUUGAGUCUGGAUGAACUCAAGAGAAAAACAAUCUCUCUACUUGAGGAAUAUUUUGGUGUCAGAAUAUUGGAUGAAGCAUUAGUGUGUAUUGAGGAGUUGAAGUCCCCACUUUAUCACGCUGAGGUUGUAAAGGAAGCCAUUUCCCUUGCAUUGGAGAAAAGCCCGCCGUGUGUUGAACCAGUUGCAAAACUUCUGGAGUAUUUGUUUGCCAAGAAGGUUUUUACUGAUAAGGACCUAGGUACUGGAUGUCAGCUGUAUGGCUCAAUUUUGGAUGAUAUUGGCAUAGAUAUACCAAAAGCACCAAGUAAUUUUGGCGAGGUUAUUGGGAAUCUAGUUUUGAUUAGAGGAUUGGACUUCAAGGUGGUGAAAGAAGUACUGAAGAAGGUGGAGGAUGACAGGUUUCAGAAAGCUAUAUUCGAUGCUGCAAUCAGUACUGUUAGUUCCGGGCCAUCGGGACAAAGGGUGUUGGAGUUGCAAGCACAUGAUAUUGGGGCCUGCCAGAGCUUAUUACUCUAGCAAGCCUACUCUGUCCUUGUAUGAGUAUUUUCAAUGUCUGUAGCCUCAUAAUAGAACAUUUUCUACUCAUUUUCUCCUUCCAUCGUUAUGUCACUUCAAUUCACAACUGUUGGAGCCGAGCAACUGUAUUACAAAUAUGUGAUAAAGUUGAAGCUGCGAAGAACAGGUAAAUUUUAGAGAGCCGUAUACUUACUGAAGUCAUAGGAAGGUGUUUAUUUCAGGGAAAAACAUAAAAAUGACGCCAUGAAUUUUGUCUUGAGUGUGGCUAAUCAUGUGCCAAAGUUACUCUAGAUGAACUAUCCUUUUAUGGGAUUCAGUUGUUUGUAUUUUGAUUAGUUAUUUUUUUAUUUUUUAUUUUUGUGACUUGAGUAAUUUAAAAUUUUUCAAAAUGGACGAGUAUAAAUGCAUCUCCCUGUAUUGCCUUGGUUA